AACAGAGGUGCUAGAGUUAAUGGAAGAGUCCAGUGCAGCUGUCCAGGUUUAUGCGCUGGAAUCAGCUACCGCCUGCACCCAGAGGGUUAAGGACUGCAAUGCCGAGCUCAAAACUCACCAUGCACAAAGCGAUGCACUUGAGAAGUCCAUAAAGGCUCAAGUUGACCGGGUAGUGAACAUCAUGGACAGUAGGUCGGCAGCUUUAGAAAAAGACACCAAUACAGAGAAAGCAACAGUGUCCACUCUGAUUGACCGGACGACCGUUUUCUCAAGGAACAUGCUGGAAAUGGUCCAAGAUAACAAGAAGCAAAUGAGUAGUUGCAUGACAGAAAUAACUGAAGAUAAUCCAACUGGACUGACGCCAGUUAGAAGCAACUACAACUACCGUCGGUUACAGAAUGCUCCUGUCCGAGAUGGCAACAUUGGCAAUGGAGACAGCAUAGAAGAGUACAGGAUCCCAGAAAAAAAGCAGUCAGAAUAUGUUAAAACCGGUCGCCUUCAAAGAGAACGAAGCCGGUGUCACCGGAGCACGAGAACCCGGAGGCCGGACAGCCUAAGGCUGAGCCAGUGAGUAACGCGUAUGAAGUAUUCAAUAUUGCAGUGAGGCGGUAACUCGACAUGCCGUCGACCUCGGUACUUUUAUCCAGAACUCGGACGACAUUAAUGUCGUGCACCCUACAGUACCAGAGCCGCCGGUCGAGGAAGGGCCCGAGCCACAACCCGGGACGACAUCGAGGGAGUGUAUUGCAGACACAGGAUCGUGGUAUGCAUUGCCGACGGGGGCGCAGUGGACGGAGUGGGCGAAGGCGGAGGGGAUACAACCGACCCUCAGGGAGUGUACAUCUGGAGCGAGAGCGAAGAGGACAACGUGUUAGAGGACGAUGUGAUUGAGGACAAACCUGCAUUAAGGUUGUCGACCUCCGAGUCCUCUGGGUCAUCCAGAUCGUCCAGGGUAACACACGUGUCCUCUACGUCCAGGUCGUCCAGGGCGUCUUCACCCAUGUCCUCUGCAUCCUCUUCGUCCAGCUCGUCUAGGUCGACUUCACCCGCGUCCUCUUCGGGUAGCUCGGCCACGUCGGGCUCAUUGGGGGACUAUUAUCCCUUUGAAUCGUCGGACUCUGAUGUACCACAGCCGGUCCCUGUGGUGGCUGUCCCUCAGUCAUCGUCGGAGGACUCUGAAGUGGAGCAGCCGGUCCCUUUGGUGGCUGUCCCACCACCAAGACGGAGGAGGGAAAGAGUCACAAGGGCGGAGGAGCUCGCCAUCAACAUGACAUUUGCUGACGAAAUUGUCGCGUCUGCCCUUUCGAGGAAAACGAUUGCUAUCGAGGUCGUCAGGGAAAAGUACUGCUUUGCUUCAAUGGGGCGUUUGACUGUUGAACAGGUUAGGGCGAAAGUCCGUAACAUUGCCCGGAAGAGAGCAGCUCGCCUGGCGGCCGCUCGAUAGUUUAUUAUUCUAUUUUUUGUUAUGUGUUUUUUUAUAUGUUUCAUUUUCCUUGUUUGAUUGAUUAUGUAUAAGUAUACCAUGAUAUUAUGAUUUUGUUAACUUUUUUUCAAUCUACAUUGUUUAUUAGUUUGCUUUUUAUUUUCUGUUCUUUGAAUUUACAUGUAUACAUUUGCUUCAAGUUUGUUUAAAUAAAUAUGUAUUAGUAAACAUUGUAAGGACUGGUUCUACCCAGGAAAAUACUUGAUUAUUUGUGAAUGUUUUUAUUGCUUUUAUGUUAUUGAUUUAUAUGAUUUUUGUUUUGUUUUUGUCUGAGAAUAAAAUAUUAUUAAAUAGUUUUUAAUAAUAUAACAGACAGUAAUUAGUAUACAUUUUAAGUACUGGUUCAACCCAGGAAAAUGCUUGAUUUUUUGUUUUCUUUUUUUACAUUAUCAUUGAUUAGUACUGGUUGUAUUUAUUACCCAGGAUUUUUGUCUGAAAAUAAAACAUUAUUACAAAGAUUGUAUAAUAUAACAGACA
This is a messenger RNA of Dreissena polymorpha, 1960 nucleotides long. RefSeq lists its product as uncharacterized. NCBI's taxonomy places the organism in Eukaryota, Metazoa, Mollusca, Bivalvia, Myida, Dreissenidae. The transcript has 7 exons. The record is from RefSeq and is a predicted model, not a curated record. Bases 20 to 571 code for a protein of 183 amino acids.